UGCAUACCGUGAGAGCCCUUUAUUUAUGGGAUUAUAUGGUCGAAAAUAAAACAUUUGAGGCGUGAUUAAAAAUGUCUCCGUAUUACGCAGGGUUUUUUUUAACACUAUAAUUUUGUACACAGUUGUAAAAUAGUCCAUAGUCAGAUUUUCAGGUUUUACUGAUUUUGUGUGAAAUUCAGACUAAUUAAUUAGAUACAUAUACACCAAUCAAUAACAUUAAAAUUAAUUAAUUGAUUAAAUAAUUAAUUACUGUCAGCAAUUGGUGCUAAAAGAAAACCCACUGGGACAAACAGCUGGACUAGCUGAGCUGGUGCUUGUUUAGAGUUCCCUGAACCAUUGCCAUGGGAACCAGAUAUCUCCCUCACCAGAUUAUAAUCAGUUUCUUGCUUAUGUUUUUGUCAGAUGUUGGAAACUAUAGCAUCCCAAAACAGGUUUAUCUGCAUAUUUGUCAAGUUACAUGUUGUAAAAAAGAUUUUAUUGGCUAUUGGCUGAGAUUUAUUCCUACUUUCAAACCAAACAUAUAUUCACAUUUAUUAAAUGUCCCUGGAUAUCUAAUCUGCAGUGUAGCUCCUCCUGGCUGUUAUAUAAAAAAAAAAAAAGUAGAUCCCCCAUAGCGAGAGCUAUGGGGGAUCAGGUGAUCAGAUAAUCCCCUCCUGAGCUCCACAUGCUCGGCUGGACAGUAGAGAGACUCUCAGGUCAGCAGCAUUCCUGUGCAGAGGAGCCUUUCAUCCAGGGUCAACGCUUCCAAUGGAGGAACUAAGGUCCAGUUCACCUGCUCUCUGUCUGGAUCUAAACCACUCCGAGUCACCUGGAGCUGAUAAAAGCAUUUGCUUUAUAACAAGUCCCCGCUUGCUGGAGUGCAGGACUCAGCCAGGUAUUCAACCAGUUCAACUGCUAAUUAGAUCUCUGAACAAGCUGAUUGCAGGGCAGCAAGACGUGCCCUAUGAGGCCAUGAAGACUUUGCAUGAAUCCUAUGAGAAAGAACGAUCAAAGCUUUUCCAUAUGCCUGUGUGCAGCGAGGAGCAGGAGAGGAUUAUUCAGGCUGAAAGGCACAGGCGGUCGAGAAAUAAUGCAGCAUCAAGCUCUAAAGUUGUUCCUGCCACGAAGAGUAAGGAUCACUCAGCAGAGCCAGUUGUUUAUGCAGAUCUUUGCUUCAAAGGAAAAUCCUCUUCCUCUGUUGCUGUAAAGAGAGACCCAGAGAGGAGCACAGUUAGCAGCUUCAAUCUGGGAGAUCUGAAUUACUCCCUGUCUACUGAGAGGAAACUGCAGAAGAUCACCUCAGAAAUCAAAGGAAAGACAUGUGUCACAGUACCAGAGAGGGAUCGCAAGAUAGCAGCUCUGAUGCUGGUGAAGCAUCAGGAGGAGCAGGAACGCUUGAAGCUUUCUCAGCAGGAAGAACAAAAACGUCAGGAGGCCCGCAGGAAGGAGGAGGCCAGGCAGGCCCAGGCAGAAAAAGAACGAAGGAGGAGGCUUAAACAGAGGAUGAAACACUGGCACAAGGAGCUGGAGGCCCGCAGGAGGCUGAGGGAGAGGCAGGAGCAGGAAAAAGCAGCACAGCUUCGGAGAGAGAUGCUGCUCCAGGAGAACCGGUGGAGGAGGCUGAAAGAGGAGGCUGAGGCACAACGCAAAGAGAAACUGGAGGUUGCUCUAAAGGAGACAGAGGAACGUAAACAAUACCAGGAGAGGGUGCUGAGGGAGAAAGUAGAGCUGGAGAAAAGGGAGCUUGAGAAGGAGAAGAAGGCAGCAGAGGAGAGGGAGGAGAGGGCCUGGAGGAGCAGAGUGCUGCAGGAGAAGAGGGAGCAGAAAAGGCUGCAGGAGGAGAAUAACAGAGAAAUGCUGCGACACAUCCUAUUGAAGGAACAAGUGAAGCAGCAGAUGGAAGAAGAGGAGGCACAGAUGAGGAACAUGCUUGAGAAGAAGCUGCAGCAUUCCUCAGAGAAACGGGCCCGAGCUACAGAGGCACAGCUAAGGGAGCUGCAGGAGCGAGCUGCUCGGGAAGAGGUGCAGAUCCAAAGAGUGCAACUUAGGGCCAAGCUGCAGAGCAUCCAGGAGCUCACACACAAGCAGAUCCUGGUCCAACAGAGCCAGCUUCGCAUAGAGAGAGCUGCCCAAAAUGCCUCAGCGCUGCUCAGGAGCAGGACUAAGCAGACACAAGAACACAACAGACACAGACAGGUCUGCCACCAGCGGCUCAGUGAGAAGAUCCAGAAAGAAGAGGAUGCCACAAGGAGGCUCAGAGAGAACUACAUAUCCAUGAAGGAGGGGAAGAGGGAGAGGCUACAAAGGCUGAGAGAGCAGAUUCGGGAGGAGGCACAGAGGCUGGUGCGGGCUUCCUUUCACAUGAGGGACAGGGUCAGGCAGCAGACACACAGUCAGACCUUUGACCAGAUGGCCCUGGAGGCUCAGCUGGCUGCCUCCAUUAGCAAAAUGAAACUGUAAAACAUCACAGGGUACUUUUAGGUCUUUAAUUCUUCCAGGUCUUUCCCCUUAUUUAUAUACAGCACUUUUCACUCUCUACAACCACAAACAUGAAUGUAAUUUAUUUAGAUUUUAUGUAACAAAACAACUCAAAGUACUGAAUCAUUGUGAUGUGGAAGGAAAAUAAAACACGGCUUUCAAAAUGAUUUUCAAAUAAAAGCCUCAACAUUAUGGGGUGUAAGUGUUUUCAACCUCUUUACUCUGAUACCCCUAAAAUAAAACCCACUCUAAGUGCUUUCAGAAGUAAUCUAGUAAUAAAAAGAGUCCAUCUGUGUCCGAUUUAAUCUCAGUAUAAAUACAGCUGUUCUGUGAAGAUCUCAGAUGUUUGUUUGAGAGCAUUAGUGAACAAACAGAAUCAUGAAGAACAAGGAACACAGCAGGCAGGUCAGAGAGAAAGUUUUCUAGAUGUUUAAAGCAAAGUAAGGUUCAUUUAGUCAUCUAAAAAUGGAAGCAGUACAGCACAACUGCUAACCAACCAAAACAUGGCCAAGCAUCAGAACUGACGGGUCAGGAAAGCAGAGCAUUAAUUCAGGUUUUUACAAAUCACAAGCUUCACCAAUGACAGAUUUCAGGCUCUUACACCUAGGUGACGCGGUUAUUGGCAACAUAUGUGCUUUUUAUCUGAGCAAAAAAAUUGUUAAAACAUUUAUCAUGAUUCAUAAAAUCAAUUCACCUUCCUAGGAACAAACACAAGGCUGGCAUGGAUACAAGAUGUUAACAAUGGGAAUUCUGAUACCUCAUCUUGUUGUUUUGUGUCUGAUACAAUUAAAAAUACUGCAUCAUUUACAUUACUCGAAUGAAAAACAUUGGCCAUCUGUUCUGCUACUGCCCCUCUUCUGUUCAAAGGUUUGUGAAGCCCUAUCAGAUGUAACAAAACAAUAUUAUCUCACCUCACAUUUCCAUCUUUGGGGCUCCUCCUUCAGCAGUCACAGUUUCAACAUCAUAAUGAAGACCUUUAGCUUCACUUAUAGUCGAAAGCCUUACCCUUCUUCUGUGGAACACAGAAUACACGUUCUGUCUUCAAAAAUUGGAUUAGAGAACUGCUUUCUAUGCAGUACAGCCAAUCGUUACGGACAUUUUAGAACUUGGGCUUCCUUCGUGGAAUUUGUUAAACACAGAGUCACAGAAGUGCUAACAUUUGCUUUUUCAGUCUGCUUCUAAGAUGUAACAGCAAAAAGAUCCUUGCACUUACAUUUCAUCUGUUUAUUUACUUAUGUCACUUUGCCUUUUUUUAAAAAUCUCAAACAUAUUUAUUCAGUUGUUAUUGACUUUUUUAUUUAUUUACUUCUGUGUCUUAAUGUGAGUCAUUUGGGUCUAUAUUUAUGUUUGGAAAAAAUAUAAAAUAAGUAUUUAAAAGGAGAGCAUUAAUCCAAGAAGUAGUCGAGAGGUCUGCGGUAACUCUGGAGGAGCUGCAUAAAUCUCCAGCUCAGGUGGCAGAAUUUGUUGGUAGGGCAACUAACAAACUAAAUCUGGCCUUUAUGGAAAAGGGGGAAUUUGCUACAAGCCAUGUCAGGGACACAGCAAACAUGUGGAAGGAGGUGUUCUGGUUAGAAAUGACCAAAAAUGAACAUUUUGACUUACAUGAUUUUAUGUAUAAAAUACUUUCCCCACAGCCAAACAUGGUGGUGGCCACAUUAUGCUCAGGGUAUGUGGUUCCAGCAUCUUCAUAGCAGAGAUAAGAACAGAUCAAUCCUGGAACAAAAGCAGUUAGAUGCUGCAAAAAACAUGAAACUUGGUAAGAGGUUCACCUUCCAGCAGGACAAUACUAAAUAUACAGUCAGGGCUGCAGUGGAAAGGUUUAAAUCCAAGCACAUUUAUAUGUCAAAAUGGCCCAGUCAAAGUCCAAACCUAAAUCCAAUUGAGAAUCUGUGAAAAUAAAUAAAUGUUAAUGGUCACAAAUGCUCAGCAUGCAAUCUGACUUGGCUUGAGCUAAUUUUAAAGAACAUUUUUUUAGCGUUUCAGAUGUGUACAGCUGGUAGAAACAGACAUGCAAAUGCAAAUAACACUUGGGUGUAGUAAUGGACUCAGACCUGAACCUUCAGAGGCACAUAAAGAUAGUAACAAGGUCGGCCUACUAUCACCUAAA
This is a messenger RNA of Girardinichthys multiradiatus, 4564 nucleotides long. RefSeq names its product coiled-coil domain-containing protein 177. The record is from RefSeq and is a predicted model, not a curated record. Lineage: Eukaryota; Metazoa; Chordata; Actinopteri; Cyprinodontiformes; Goodeidae. The transcript has a single exon. The coding region runs from base 748 to 2439 and encodes 563 amino acids.